Molecule: messenger RNA, 6928 nt
Organism: Mercenaria mercenaria
Lineage: Eukaryota; Metazoa; Mollusca; Bivalvia; Venerida; Veneridae
Product: cytochrome P450 4V2-like
Exons: 12
Coding region: 20-1567 (515 amino acids)
Molecular function (GO): monooxygenase activity; heme binding; iron ion binding
Source: RefSeq, a predicted model, not a curated record
AUCACGUGGCUUGUACAAAAUGGUGGCUGUAUCACUAAUCUUGGUUGCGAUUGUUGUCUGUCUGUUUACUUACUGGUUUUACAAACAGGAAAAAAUCAGAAGAAAUGCAGAUAAGCUUGGGGGGCCGAAGUCAAUCCCGAUUUUGGGAAAUGUACAUCAGCUUAAGAGAAAUCCAAAAGAUUUCACAGAGCAGCUUUAUGAACUAAUUGAAGAGUAUGGGCAUCGAGGAGUAUUUCGACUGAUGGUUGGACACCCAUUGAUUCUUGUUUGCAGUCCAGAGGAAGCAGAGCCAUUAAUGAACAGUUCUAAACACAUGGACAAGUCUGUUGACUACAACUAUCUUCACCCAUGGCUUGGAACUGGACUUCUUACAAGCACUGGUGACAAAUGGAAGAUACGACGCAAGUUGCUCACUCCUUCGUUCCACUUUAAAAUUCUUCAUGAUUUUGUCGCUGUAUUCAAUGACCAAUCAAGAGUUCUGCAGAACACCCUCAUGGCAAAGGCAGAUGGAAAAACAACAGUAAACGUGUUUAAUGACAUAACUCUAUGUGCACUGGAUAUCAUCUGUGAAACAGCCAUGGGUAAAUGUGUCAGUGCACAGAAAGACAGUAAUUCUGAAUAUGUGCAGGCAGUAUACAAGGCUUCAGAGUACACAUUUUUGAGACAGAGGUCACCAUGGAUGGGGCCAAAGUUUCUGUUCAACCUGUUGGGUCCAGGCAAAGACUAUGAUAGGUGUCUGUCUGUACUCCAUACAUUCACCGAAAAGGUAAUUAGAGAAAGGCAGGAAGAAUUUUCCAAGCAGCAUGAUGGUAAAAUCACAAUGCAGGAAUUGUUAGAUGAACAAGACUUUGGUAGUUUUCUCGGGAAAAGAAGGAGGCUUGCUUUCCUCGACAUGUUGUUGUGUGCCACCACAGAUACACAGAAACUGUCAUUCCUUGAUAUCAGAGAGGAAGUGGACACCUUUAUGUUUGAGGGUCAUGACACUACAGCCAUGGCAUCAAAUUGGGCUGUGCACCUGAUAGGGAGUGACCCUGAGGUUCAGAAGAAAGUACAUGAUGAAUUAGAUGGUAUAUUUGGUACAAGUGACAGGGAUGUAACAAUGGAUGACCUAAAAGAAAUGAAAUACCUUGAAUGCUGUAUGAAGGAAACAUUAAGACUAUUCCCAUCUGUGCCAGUGUUUGGACGUAGCCUUACAGAAGAUACAAACAUUGGUGGUGUUACAAUACCAAAAGGAACAAGUACAUUGAUUGUACCUGCAGCCAUUCACAGAAUAAAGUCUAUUUACCCAGACCCUGAGAAGUUUGAUCCUGACAGAUUCCUACCAGAAAAUUCUGUAUCCAGACAUCCAUUUGCUUAUAUACCAUUCUCUGCUGGUGCCAGAAACUGUAUAGGCCAGAAGUUUGCCACCAUGGAAAUGAAGGUUAUUUUAUCCAGCAUUUUUCGUAACUUCUCAGUGAAGAGCAUGCAGAAGAGGGAAGAGUUGUGUCCCCUUGCUGAGCUGAUUUUGAGACCAGGAGAGGGCAUAAAGGUCAUUCUGACACAGAGAAGGAAAGAAACAGAUGUAUAAAAAAAUGUGGGCAGUUUCAAACUGUACCAUCUAUUGAGACAGAUUUGAAAAGAAUGUUAUUGAUGAAAGAAACUUUUCCAGAACUGAAAUAUUCUGCAGAGCAUUUGUAUUUUUAAUUGCCAAUUCUAACAUGAUCCGCAUUAAUUGCUCUAUAUACAUCUAGCAGACAGCCUAUAUAUUAAAUUAUUAUUCUUGUAUAAAAUAUGAUUGUCUGAUAUAUUUUACCCCCUACAACUACAACAAAGAUAUUCUACUCCUGUUCCAUUAUAUAUGAAAUAUUUCAGUGCCAAAUUGUAGCAAUAAGAUACACUUCAAAAUCAUAAUUAUGAUAAGGAGUUAUACUGGCUAAUGUGCAGGGCAGUAAACAGCUUUUGUUCUCUAGGAGCAAAUUUGCUCAGUUAUGAUUUAGCAGUGACAUCAUAAAAGUAUGCGAUAGAUCAUAACACUGGAUCAAAUGACAAGAAUUUUGCCUUUGAUAAUUCUGUUAAUAAAUAGUUUGUGAGCUAUUCGAUUUCUAGUUUAUAGAUACUUCUCAAAAUUCUUUAAAAAACAAACAAAUAUCAAAAAAAUCCUUUGGUGAUGCAACACUUUCUAACAAUGGGCGUAAAAUGUAAAAGUGUAUGUGUCAAAUGACAUAUUGAGCUGAAAAUGUAGGACUGUAAAAUGAAAAUUAUUUGCAUUGUAAGAAUCAAAAUAAUAAACAUUUUCUGAUACUUCUACAAGUAAAUAAGAUAUGCCAUGGGCAAUCAUUUGGAUACUAAUAAUUGAAUCACUAGUGCUAUUAUUUCUUAAUUAAAUCAUUACUGUGGUAGUAGCUUCAGAGGCGAUUAUCUUAUAUAUAAGGACAAAUAAUUGCAAAAUUCAGACUUAUGUAAUCAUACAGCAUACCAUCAAUGCUAGAAAGCCAUGGAUAAAAUGUUGAAACGUUAAGCACUGUAUAUAUGAUAUAAAUUGCAAAACUGAAAGUCACCUCUCAGGUCUGUUUUAUACUUGUAUCAAUGUCCUUGGGCUUUUCAUACAGUUAACAUUAUUGAUCAGUUUGUUAAGAUGUUUGAUCCUGUACCAACUGGAUUUUAGUUGCUACUUAUUUUCUUGUUUUUAGUGUAAUUGUGGUACAUGAGAAGUUACGGAUACCUUUUCACACUUGUAUUAAAUAAAUUUUUGCGUGCACAAUCUGAUUAUUACAUUUAAUGAUUGAUUUUGCUAAAAAAAUGGCAUUUUUCAUAGGUUUUUGCUUGAUUAUAUGUUUUAAUUGCCUGUUAUAUGUUUGUUUUCUAUCCAUUAUAUAGUGACUUGAAUUUAGAGACCACAUUUGGAAACCAAUGAAUGGUCUUUAUUCUCAGAUGGUUUUAUUUAAAAAGUUAAAGAACAUAGCAAAUUUUAACAUUAAGCUAUUGUUCCCCCAAAGGUAUUUAACCUUACCCUGCUAAAUUUCUAAAAUGGAAUGAUCCAUCAUUAAAUUUGGACAGUACCAUCAACUGUUAAAAGGGGUGCUUACCAAAAAAUACUGACUGAAUUGCAAACAGUGCAGAUCAUGAUCAGACUGCACAGAUAUGCAUGUUAAUGACGAUCUACACAGGUCGCUAAAGCAGAAUUAGUUGUGUCCAGCAUGGUAAGGGUUAAGUGACAAGUUACAUAUAAAUUCACAUUUCCAUUUUAUUAUAUUACUAAUGAAGUGGUAUGAGGAGGCAUAUGCUUAUUUUAACACAAUCUCUAGUAAAUGUUUGCUUCUACAGCUAAAUCUAAGUUAAAUCUAUAGAAAGAUCCUUUGGAUGCAUAGAAAGCAGCCAAGCAAAAUUGACUGCAGACAAAGCCAGGCCUGUUCAUUAGAGUUGCCAUACAACACUCUUCAUACCCGCCUUGCAUGUCUUGCCAAAGUCUAAUCAUCCGGACAUUUUAGAUAAAUUGAGUUCCAAAGUUGGCUCACAUUCUGUAUUUCUGUUUUGUUGUGUGAAUACAAAGACGUAGUUUGUUGCUUUGUGGUUACCAGACUAAGAUGUUAUUAAUGACAUGCAAAAUCAUUACAGUAUGAAAAUUUACAAAUUCAUAAAGUUUCCUCAGGAAUAAAACUAUACGUAGUAUUUAUUUCAUAUGUUUUAUGUCCUUUUAUUUUGAGUUCAGAAUGCCAGUAAAUACAUAUAUCAGCAUUAAAUGAAAUUCAAGACUUGUAAAAUAACUAUUUGUCAAUUCACCACCGUCAAAGUCAUAUUCUGUUUUUCAGAGUACCAGUAAUUCUUGCUUUAAAAAAAAAUAACAUUUUCACUUUGUUUUUAAAUUUCAAUAGUGCAUGUAUAUGAUUUUAGAGGUUAAGAUACUUUACUGUCCAAAUGAAAACGUAUGAUAAGCUUUACACACAGAUAAAAUUGUGCACAGUCCUUUCAAUGUAACUGAUAACCUAUAGCAAGAGAGUUACACUGGUACUGUUUCCAGCAGUACAAGUCCAGACUGGUAAUUGGGUAGGUAAUUCUGACACCUGCCAUGGGCUCAAAGGAAAAUAAGUUAGUCCAUCCAUUCCAGGAGGAGACUUUCGUUGACAUGCCUGAUUUAAAACUUGAUUGAUAGCUACCUAUCAUACUUAUAACAACAGUUUGUAUCAGAAAGGUUAAUUUGCAAAGCUAUAUUUGAGAAAAAUACUUUUGUAGCAAAUAUAUUUUGAAAAGUUAUCUGGCUUUGUUUAGUUUUCCAGAUUUUUUCAGUCUCAAAAUAAUAGUUACUUUAUUUAGCCACAGUGGCAGUUACAACUGUUUUAUUUCUUUAUAAAAAAAGAUUAUGUUUACUAUAUGCAAAAUAUGUGCUGAAAUUCCAUUUGAAGAAAAAAAAAUGUUGUUUUAUAGCUUUCCUUCAGUAAUAAACCCAUGACAAGAAUUUUCUUUGAGAUUUAUUUUUAAAUAUUGUUGUUUUCUCUUGUUGUGAAAAUUUUAGUUUUCUAAAUGUUUUUAGCCCACCAUCAUCAGAUGGUGGGCUAUUAAAAUCACUCUGCGUCCGUCAUUCCGUCCGUCCGUCCGUUAACAAUUUCUCGUUAUCGCAUCUCCUCAGAAACUACUGGGGGGAUUUUGACCAAACUUUGUCAGAAUGAUGUAUUGGUACCCUAGUUGUGUCCCCCAGAAAAUCAGACUGGUUCAACAAUUUAUGAGUGAGUUAUGGCCCUUUGUUUAUUUCUAUAAUUUACAUAGAUUUAUAUAGGGAAAAACUUUGAAAACCUUCUUGUCCAAAACCACAGAGCCUAGGGCUUUGAUAUUUGGUAUGAAGCAUUAUCUAGUGGUCCUCUACCAAGAUGAUUCAAAUUAUUUCUCUGGGGUCAAAUAUGGCCCCGCCCUGGGGGUCACAUGGUUUAUAUAGACUUGUAUAGGGAAAAACUUUGAAAAACCUCCUGUCCAAAACUACAGGGCCUAGGGCUUUGAUAUUUUGUAUGUGACAUCAUCUAGUGGUCUUCAACUAAGAUUAUUCAAAUUAUACUCCUAGGGUCAAAUAUGGCCCCGCCUUUGGGGUCAUAUGGUUUACAUAGACUUAUAUAGGGAAAAACUUUGAAAAUCUUCUUGUCCAAACCACAAAGCCUAGGGCUUUGAUACUUGUAAUGUAGCAUCAUCUAGUGGUUCUCUACCAAGUUUGUUCGAAUUAUCCCCCUAGGGUCAAAUAUGGCCCCGCCCCGGGGGUCACAUGGUUCAUAUAGACUUAUACAGGGAAAAGCUUUUAAAAUCUUCUUGUCAAUAACUACAACAUUCAAAUUUGGACAUGUAUAUUUUUGAGUGGCAAGAUGAACCUUGACAUGAGUUGACCUUGAUUUUGACCUAGUGACCUACUUUCACAUUUCUGUAGCUACAGCCUUCAAAUUUGGACCACAUGCAUAGUUGUGUGCACUUGAAAAAACUUUGACCUUGAUUUUGACCUAGUGACCUACUUUCACAUUUUUGAAGGUACAGGUAUCAAAUUUGGACCAUAUGCAUAGUUCCGUGUUUCAAAAUGAAAUUUGACAUUGAUUUUGACCUACUGACCUACUUUCACAUUUUUGAAGGUACAGGUAUCAAAUUUGGACCACAUGCAUAGUUUUGUGUUCCGAAAUGAAAUUUGACCUUGAUUUUGACCCAGUGACCUACUUUCUCAUUUCUCAAGCUACAGCCUUCAAAUUUGGACCACAUACAGGGUUUUAUGUACCGAAACAAACUUUGACCUUUACAUUGACCUAGUGACCUACUUUCACAUUUUUGAAGGUACAAGCUUCAAAUUUGGACCACAUGCAUAGUUCUGUAUUCUGAAAUAAAAUUUGACCUUGAUUUUGACCUAGUGACCUACUUUCACAUUUCUCAAGCUACAGCCUUCAAAUUCCGACCACAUGCAUAGUUUUGUGUACCGAAAUGAACUUUGACCUUAAGAUUGACCUAGUGACCUACUUUCACAUUUCUGUAGCUACAGGCUUCAAAUUUAGACCACAUGCAUAGGAUUGUGUACCGAAACAAACUUUGACCUUGACAUUGACCUAGUGACCUACUUUCACAUUUUUGAAGGUACAGGCUUCAGAUUUGGACCACAUGCAUAGAUUUGUGUUCUGAAGUGAAAUUUGACCCUUGAUUUUGACCUAGUGACCUACUUACACAUUUCUCAAGCUAAGCCUUCAAAUUUGGACCACUUGCAUAGUUUUGUGUACCAAAUUAAACUUUGACCUUAAGAUUGAUCUAGUGACCUACUUUCACAUUUCUCAAGCUACAGCUUUCGAAUUUGGACCACAUGCACAGUGUUGUGUACGUAAAUGAAAUUUGACCUUGAGCUAGUCAGUAAGUCUUGAAAUUUGGAACACUCCAAAAUGGCACAUUGGUGGGCGCCAAGAUCACUGUGAUCUCUUGUUGUUUCCUUGAAUAAUUAAUGAUAGCACAAUUGUUUGCUUUAAAUAUGUAUAGAAAUAAUACAUUAGGCAUAUCUGAGAGCAGAAGUUAUUUCAUUUAUUUAAAGCUCAUUAUAAAAACAUAAAUAUUUUAGCGGGAAUACAACACUAUUUAUAAUGUAUAGAAUGGUAAUUUACCAUUUACAACCUUCAGAGGUACUAUUAAAUGGAUAUUAAAAUACACAGCAUUAAUGUCACAUUCCAAACAAGGUGCUAUUUCUUUGCAACAUCAGCAGUAUUAUCUAGUCCACUUAAAUAAUUUCUAGUUGUGUUAUCUUAUAGCUCAGGUUGUAUUUAGGUAGUUGUUGUUUUUGGCAUUGCUAUAAUCCUCCAUGUACAUGUAUACAACUAUUUGACGUUAUUCAGCGCAAUUGUAAACACACAAAUAAUACCAUUUCAUAUCAUGAUUUUUUUUUUAGUAAUUGUGCUAGAGUUUUUGAUUGUUUUGUUUUUUGAAGUAUGUAUUAAACCAGUACCUUGUGUAA